Perkinsus marinus ATCC 50983 is the source of this 173-nucleotide messenger RNA. RefSeq lists its product as hypothetical. The annotation marks the transcript as partial. The record is from RefSeq and is a predicted model, not a curated record. NCBI's taxonomy places the organism in Eukaryota, Perkinsozoa, Perkinsida, Perkinsidae. The transcript has a single exon.
GCUCGAUGAAGUCGAGUGAGAGAGGGACGCCGGCUGCCGCGGGGGAAGCUUCUCUGGAUCUUGCAGAAAUCGAAAGAAAUAGGAAGAUCAUCGCAGAGCUUCGUGCGAAGAUCAGAGAGAAAGAGGAUAUAAUACACGCAGCGCGGGCUACGACUGAACCAAGCCCACCAUGA